Messenger RNA from Laccaria bicolor S238N-H82, 1536 nucleotides. RefSeq lists its product as uncharacterized. Gene Ontology annotation, cellular component: nucleus; cytosol. The record is from RefSeq and is a predicted model, not a curated record. The coding region runs from base 1 to 1536 and encodes 511 amino acids. Gene Ontology annotation, biological process: nuclear membrane reassembly; membrane fusion; proteasome-mediated ubiquitin-dependent protein catabolic process. Lineage: Eukaryota; Fungi; Basidiomycota; Agaricomycetes; Agaricales; Hydnangiaceae. Gene Ontology annotation, molecular function: ubiquitin binding. The transcript is spliced from 13 exons.
AUGUCUGGCGACAACGACACAACAGGCUCAGGAUGCACCCUGACUAGGACUCCCUCUUUCAGCGGAGUCAACAUUCAGAAUCCAGAUUCUGCCAGACAUGGUGGCAGCAGGGUCCCUGGAGGUGAUAUGUCAAUGGUACGAGAGCUGUUGAGACGUGCACAAGAAGGCGGACAAGCACCCGAAGGCUCCUCAAGGCCCACGGCGUUUUGCGGAGGCCAUACCCUCGGCAGUGAUGACACUCCAAGCAGCUUCACUCCCGACCCAAAUGCUACUUCAGCCACUGAUCUUGACCAGGUAGCCCUCCGGCACUUGACCUUUUGGAGGAACGGCUUUCAAGUUGAAGACGGCGAAUUAAUGCCGUACGAUGUUCCCAGGCACGCAGCCAUCUUGGCAGAGAUAAAUUCUGGCCGUGCUCCACCCUCCAUCUUCAACGUUCUCGCCGGGCAAAUCGUCGAAGUCCGCGUCGCAAAACGCCUAAACGAAGACUACACCAAGUUGCUCCCAGGACUCAGCGGUGCGAGUGGAAGUGGGUCCCCACCGCCAUCAAACAUGCCUGGCACUUUCCCAACUUCUGGUGCUGUGCGGACGCCAACCAGGACAGCAGCACCAGCGCAGGAAAGGGUUACCACGAGGUUUGAGGUGGAUCAAACGCAACCUACGACAAGUGUGCAAAUCCGGUUGGCGGAUGGAACGAGGCUAUCUCAUACCAUUUUGGACAUUAGAAACUUUAUCAACGCCUCUCGUCUCGAAAACCUUGCGAGAUCGCAACAACUCUUCCCUAAUCGUGUCCUUGAUGACAACACCGCCACGAUAGAGGACGCGGGUUUGGUCAAUAGCGAACCUUGCGCCCGACCUGAUUUAGCAUAUUGGCAGCGAGCUGGGAAAAGACCUCCUUACCCUCCGGCGCGGCUAAGCCUCAUCAUAGAACCCCAAGUCCUCACUCUACGUCCUGCGGGAUCACCACGACCCCUGCUCAAAGCACUGCUGUUGGGUGCGUUUGGAUCAAAAGACGCUGCCCCAUUUCAAAUAUCUCACUUCGUUGACGCUUAUCAAUAUCAUGGUGUACACCUCCCGAAUUCCAUAAAGGAGGAUAGCUCAACACACGAUGAGAUCCAGUCCACGCUCGACAAAGCUGAUAUCCGCCCACUACAGAACGUAUCUGUGGAUAAUGUUGGGAUGGCUUUCCUCCAGUAUAUCUCUUCCUACUCGGGAUUGAAGGAAAUACAGCUAGUUCCUGAGAACUUCCCGCAUUGGAUUAGACGGGGGGGGACUGUGGGUUUGCAGCGAAGAGGUUUCAUGAGGAGUGUUUGCUCCAUCAUGUGGAGUCUCCUGAAGAACUCGACGUUCAGCCGCUUUGUGAAGGCCGGUGGUGUUUGGUUGAUGGAAACGUUGCCGUUCUAUGUCAAAGGCGAAGACUCGAAUUCAAACCUCGUCAAACCGCUCAUCGACACCGUCGCUCAAAUGCCGUCAUUGGAAGAGUUGAAGAUUGUAGGUUGGCGUUUAUUAUGUAGAAGAACUUCAAAAUAUAGGGCGUAG